Messenger RNA from Procambarus clarkii (red swamp crayfish), 1390 nucleotides. Its product is annotated as CRISP/Allergen/PR-1. NCBI's taxonomy places the organism in Eukaryota, Metazoa, Arthropoda, Malacostraca, Decapoda, Cambaridae. Gene Ontology annotation, cellular component: extracellular region. The record is from RefSeq and is a predicted model, not a curated record.
UAAAGCGCCGUGUUGAGUAGUGGGAGCUCCGUUGUGGAGGCAUAAACGGUGAAAGUUUCUGCUGUCUUCAAUCCGGAUUCCCGUUUUCCCUAACCAUGACAGUUAUUAGCCUCAGCCUUCAGCUUCAUCCCACAACCCCGCUCCUGUGCUAGGGGAUCUGGGGCCAGGCAUGGUACUGGCAGCCAAGAAGUGUUCAUUCAAUGGCAGGAAGUACAGCGCUGGCCAGACAGUAGUGGCUGCAGUAGAGGCAUGUGCAGUGAUCAUGUGCCAGGCGAGGCAGAAGAAGGGCAGGUCGACGAGGCAGGUGGAGCUGGCACUCUUGCCUCUUCCCCUCUCCCCCUGCACCUGCGCCAUCACCUCCAGGGCCUCUAAGGACUCGAGGAACCUCCAAUUACCAACUGCCUCUCGUUGUGCUUUUAGACACACCUUAUUAAGUCGCCACAAACUGAACUUUGUAUAUCAUCACAGGCAAUACAAACUUAACUGGAAAAAAAGGAGAAGGUUGAAUAGAAAGAGGGCGAGGAGUAGGAAGAAGAAAUGUGUGUAUAAUAAACAGAAAUAUGGUGCUGGUACUCUGGUGGUGAAAUUAUCAGAGCGUUGCUUAUAUCUGGUCUGCAGGAAGACCUCCGUGGGGAGCGAGGUGGCCCUACAGUUCAUAAGUAACUGUGUUUGUAGCGAUAAAGCAGACCCCGGUCAUGUAAACGGAGCGUGUAAAUACGCCAAAAUCACCCCAGAACACUCCAUGUGCAAGCAAAAGAACACCACGUGCGGAAUCAAGCAUAAAGGGGUCACUGAAGCAGAGAAAACCAAGAUUUUACAAGCACACAACCACUACAGAGCCAAGGUGGCAUGGGGGAAGGAAGAGCGAGGGAACCCUGGUCCUCAGCCUCCUGCAGCAAACAUGAAGGAGUUGAUAUGGAGCGAUGAGUUGGCACAGGUGGCACAGGCUUGGAGUAACACUUGCCCAAGUGAUCACGACUGCCGUGAGUGCCGACAGUUGCUGACCCGAGACUACUACAUCGGCCAGAACCUCUAUUGGUCAUGGGGCUUCAAUGACAGUGAGGAGUGGAAUUUUGCCAUUUCGGCAUUUUACAAUGAAGUGGUUGAUGUACCAAAUUCCCUGGUGAACAAAUACCAAUCCCUGGAUCUACCCAGACCCAUUGGUCACUAUACGCAGCUCAUAUGGGCAGAAACACAGGAAGUCGGUUGUGGUGCUGUAUAUAAUGGUCCUUGUAGCUUUGGCAUACUCAGUUACAACUCCUGCAAGACAUACGUAUGCAACUAUGGCCCUGCUGGAAAUUUUUGGGGACAUUCAAUGUACAAAGUGGGCCCAGCAGCUUCACAGUGUCCUGGUGGAGUAUCUCUUACUUACAGUGGCCUUUGCAAGUGA